CGGAGGAUAUUGGAGAGCGGCGUCAUCUUUAGGCCCGUGUUUACACUCGUGUGUUGAUGUCCGCUUCAUGUAACGUGCCGUGUUGAAGUCAUAAAUACCGUAAUUAAUAAUGGACAUCGCUCUUUAUCUCAUAGCUGCAGCGAUUCUCAUAGUUCUGAUAGUCUUCGCUGUGAAGGUCCGGGGGCGCGCGGAGGAAGCUGACCAUGAAGAUCGUCAGAAUGUGGUUGCGCGAGUUGCAGCGGCCCCGCGAGUGGCGGAGGAGCGAGGGGCCGGCAUGCCCCGCCGCCGCAGAGGUCUCGACAGGAUGAUGGCACAGAGACGCGCACAGCGGGACGCCCCAGAGAACGAGAACAUUGCUCCGGAGGUAGAUGAGGAUGAGGAAGAUGAGCAGCUGCAGGCUGAGGAGCGCCCCCAGGCUGCAGGGAAAGUGGGCGCUAAGAAGAUGAGGAAGCUGGAAGAGAAACAGGCCAAGAGAGCACAGAGGGAGGCUGAGCGGGAGGAGCGAGAGGAGAGGAGGCGCAUGCAGGAGCUGAAGGAGCAGGAGAGGAGGAAGGAGGAGGAGAAGGAGAGACUGCAGGAACAGAAACAGGAGGAGGAGCUGCGGCGUGCUAAAGAGGAGCAGGAGAAGAGGGAGGAAGAGGAGUACCAGCGACUCAAAGAGUCCUUCAUCAUCGAGGAGCAAGGAGAGGCUGAUGAGCUCACUGAACAGGAGUCCCGCAGCUUGCUCCAGGAGUUUAUCCAGUACAUUAAGGACUCGAAGGUGGUGUUGUUAGAAGACUUGGCGUCCCAUUUUGGAAUGCGCACACAGGAUGCUAUUGCCAGACUGCAGGACCUGAUAGCAGAUGGUUCACUUACAGGAGUGAUCGACGACAGGGGGAAGUUCAUCUUCAUCACUCCUGAAGAGAUGAACGCUGUGGCUCAGUUCAUCAAACAGAGGGGAAGAGUGUCCAUUUCAGAACUGGUCCAGGCCAGCAACACCCUCAUCAACCUGACGCCUACGAUUCAGAGCACAUCCUGAUUCAUGUCCACCACCAGUGGAGAUUCUAACUUAUGCUCAGAGAAAUCAUGGAACGUUUUUACCAAACAUGCCAUGAGUAUUUUUUCUAAAACAGUGUGAAUAAUAAAGGGAGCCUGAUCUGUUUGAGUGCUGUGA
Colossoma macropomum (tambaqui) is the source of this 1153-nucleotide messenger RNA. Its product is annotated as DDRGK domain-containing protein 1-like. The transcript is spliced from 9 exons. The record is from RefSeq and is a predicted model, not a curated record. Bases 110 to 1018 code for a protein of 302 amino acids. Lineage: Eukaryota; Metazoa; Chordata; Actinopteri; Characiformes; Serrasalmidae.